This is a messenger RNA of Clonostachys rhizophaga, 552 nucleotides long. Lineage: Eukaryota; Fungi; Ascomycota; Sordariomycetes; Hypocreales; Bionectriaceae. The record is from the annotation of a GenBank genome assembly.
AUGGAUGGGUCUCCAAGUGUCGAAGAACUCCUCAAGCGCAAUGCGAAAAGGAUGGAAACCUUCGAGCCUAUCUUAUCAUUAGGUGAAAUCGCCCAACUUCCGGCUGAUAAGAGCCUUCCUAUGCCUAAAAUAUUUAUUGUGUCAUGUUGCGAUCCGCGCAUCGACCCAUGGGAUAUACUAGGCCUUGAAAAAUGGGAUGCAGUGGUAACUCGCGGAGCUGCGGGCCGGAUGGCUGCCCAGUUCAACAAUCUGCUUUUCCUUGACCACAUCCUCAAUUUUACAGAUGUCAUGAUUAUACACCAUACAGAUUGUUCAGCUGAGAUCUUCUCAAACGCCGACGUUCGCCAAACGUUGAAUGAGCGGGCUCCUGAUGCCAAUGACGCUAUCGGAGCCCUUAGGCUUCCCGGGUUUGAAACCGCGAGUUUAGAGCAGAGCGUUCGAGAGGAUGUUCAGCUUGUCAAGAGCUCAGCUCUAGUCCGAAAGGAGCUUGCGGAACGGACAAGGGGAUUCAUAUAUAAUCUCACAACGGGGAAGGUUGAGCCUGUAUCUUAA